Messenger RNA from Mus pahari (shrew mouse), 1897 nucleotides. RefSeq names its product solute carrier family 66 member 3 (gene Slc66a3). The record is from RefSeq and is a predicted model, not a curated record. The coding region runs from base 156 to 764 and encodes 202 amino acids. Lineage: Eukaryota; Metazoa; Chordata; Mammalia; Rodentia; Muridae. The transcript has 7 exons.
ACUCGGGGCGGAGCGCACUCGCUGCACAGCAGCUCGGGGCGUGGUCAGGGCGGGACCCGGCCGGCGGGAAAGCGGAAGGACUCUGGACUUUGAGCCUACGGUUCUCACCUAUAAGAUCCCGAAACCCCCUGGCCCGGCACGCCCGAGAUUGUAGAAUGGAGGCCGGGCUGCUAUGGUUCUGCAACUGGAGCACGCUGGGCGUGUGCGCCGCACUCAAGCUGCCGCAGAUCUACGCGCAGUUGGCGGCGCGUAGCGCGCGGGGCAUCAGCCUCCCUAGUUUACUUUUGGAGCUGGCGGGGUUCCUGGUCUUCCUUCGUUAUCAGCAUUACUAUGGGAACCCACUGCUCACCUACCUGGAAUACCCCAUUCUCAUCGUACAAGACAUUGUCCUCCUGCUCUUCAUCUUUCAUUUCAAUGGGAACGUGAAGCAAGCCUUACCCUACAUGGCCGUAUUUGUGUCCUCUUGGUUCAUCCUCAGCCUGCAGAAAUGGAUCAUCGACUUGGCCAUGAACUUAUGUACAGUCAUUAGUGCAGCCAGUAAGUUUGCCCAGCUCCAGUAUUUGUGGAAGGCACAAGAUUCGGGAGCUGUGAGCGCACUGACCUGGGGCCUUUCUGCCUACACCUGUGCAACAAGAAUAAUAACAACUUUAAUGACCACCAAUGACUUGACAAUUCUUAUACGUUUUGCGGUCAUGUUGGCUUUAAAUAUAUGGGUAACAGCAACGGUACUUCACUACCGGAAGUCUGUCACCAAAGCUGAAUGAUGGAUGUAUUCUUCCUACACAAAGUGGACUUCAAACGACUGGAUCAGAUGAUGCACCAUUUCUUUUCAUUGCUACAUUUAAAAUCUUUUACUAGUCAACCAUUUCAGAAACUUCAAAGCAGGUUUGUUAAACUUGAAAAAGCCAUUUAGCUGAAUAUGGAAGUGCAAACCUAUAAUCGCAGCACUUGGGAGUCUGAGGUAGCCUGGGCUACACAGCAAACUCAGAGAAGGAAGACAAGGAGAGACGGAAAGAGACACUUGUUUAAAAUGCCAACUUCCUUCCCCCAGCCCCCUAGGUUGUGGAAGGGCUUAGACUGGGUUGUGUGUGGUUUCUUGUCCUUCCCUUCCCCAUGAGAUAAAGUCUCGAUACACAGUCCAAGCUAUCCUCCAACCUGUGAUCCUCCAUCAGCCUUCUGAGCACUGGGAGUGCUGGACAAGAGUGGACCACACCUGACCGUGACAACUCAAAAUGAUGGAACCUGCCCAAGAGGCCAUCUUCACCCUUAAAGUCAUGAUUAAGUUCCCCGAAGAGCCAGCUACAGCUACACUGUGGCUUUCAGAAUAUUAAGUAGUCUUUCCACAAUGAGUGGGGUCUGCUCAGUCACAAGUGGAACUGUUCACACCUGGGCAGUUUAACUCUUCCAUAAACAUAAUGCAGUAUAACAUCCUCUCAAGCCGAGCAGGGCUAUCAAAGUAUGCAGAGAUGUGACUGGGUUCAUAUACUAAGCAGUCGUCCAACACAGUGUGCCUUACUAAACAGAGCCCCAUCUGUUUAGAUGAGGAAAUCUCAACUGUCUCUCCAUUUAUGCACAAUCCCACCACUUUUUAAAAGGCUAUUCUCACAAUUACCACUGUUGGAACUUUUGUAUAAGUUUUAGUUACUGGAAGGUAUACAUACAGUAAAAAGUAUUGCUAAGUCCUAGCCAAUUCUUAGGUAUUUUAUUCACACUAAAGUAAGAAUAUCCUAAGCAUAUCCUAAACUUUGUUGUCUGCAGUACUUCCUCUGAUGUUUUAUAAAUCCAGCCUUUGAAAGCUCAAUUUCUUCUUCUAAGUGAAUGUCAUUAUUCUGGUAUACUGCAAGAAAGUAAAUUGUUUAGUUUUCUAUAUUUCAUAGACUUUAAUUUGUUGAACUCC